UUACACUCCAGACUUGUUGCACCCUCAGGUCCGGGUGAUGGCAUCCCAUUUCCCUACUCAUGUUACAUCUGUGACUGUAGUUAUCUGAGGGGCCCUCGCGGGUACAGCAUGUGCUUUGAGAAUCCACAACAUCCCCCUUCAGAAAAGCCCAUGUUGCCGUUGGAUAGGACAUUAUUAACAGGACAGCGACUUGGCUCACCACCGACAAUAUCAUAAGCUAAAGUCUUCGCAGAGGGACAAGGUACGGCAGUUCAUGUCCUUCACACAGGCUGGGGAGAAGACAGCUGUGUACUGCCUCACGCAGAAUGACUGGAAACUAGAAGUUGCCACCGACAACUACUUUCAGAAUCCAGACCUCUACUGCAAGGAAUCCAUGAAAACGUCAGUAGACCGGAAAAGGCUCGAGCAGCUCUACAAUCGCUACAAAGAUCCCCAGGAUGAGAAUAAGAUCGGUAUCGAUGGGAUCCAGCAGUUCUGUGACGACCUCUUGCUGGAUCCAGCCAGCAUCUCCGUGCUGGUCGUGGCGUGGAAAUUUCGUGCCGCCACUCAGUGCGAGUUCUCCAAGAAGGAGUUUCUGGAUGGAAUGACAGACUUGGGGUGUGACAGCCCAGAAAAACUGAAGGCCCUUUUGUCAAGAUUAGAACAGGAGCUUAAAGACAGUGGGAAGUUUAAGGACUUCUACCAGUUCACCUUUAACUUUGCCAAAAAUCCUGGGCAGAAGGGUCUAGACUUGGAGAUGGCCGUAGCUUACUGGAACCUGGUUCUGUCGGGACGGUUUAAGUUCCUUGAUCUUUGGAACAGAUUCCUCCUGGAACACCAUAAACGAUCCAUCCCAAAGGACACGUGGAAUUUAUUGUUGGACUUUGGAAACAUGAUCGCAGACGAUAUGUCAAACUAUGAUGAGGAAGGAGCGUGGCCGGUCCUUAUAGAUGAUUUUGUGGAAUUCGCUCGACCAAUUGUAACGGGAUCAAAACGUAAAACUCUCUAAAUCCACUCCCAACUCUGGAAAAGCCAGAACCUUGUUUCUUUUACAGUGACUUCAUUGUUUUUUUUAAGACUUGUACAAAAAAAGUGAAAAUUGUAGACGAGAGAGAAAACAGAAGCACUUGAAACUGUCAGGACACCACCGUUCAGGGAGCUGAGUACAAACAUUGAGAACAACUGGCCACUUUUUAUUGCCCUCAUGAGACCGGGGCGUCAUCCGGACAUCUGGCGGAUCCACCGUUGUCUCUCCGCUGGAUUCUCAGCAUCCUGGACGCCUCUGCUCGGCUCCAGGAGGAGCGCAGCCCUGUAUGAGGGGAUGGACACAGCGCUGAGGAGCUUCACUGGCUGUGUGCACUCUAAAGGGACUGGAGAGGAGGAAACUGUGUGUUACGCUUUGUUUUGUUAUAUGAAGCUCUGAGCGACUGUGCAAAGUUCCCAUGUCUUACUCUAACUCUGAGUGCUCGCGACACCAGCACCAAACAGAACUGUUGCAGUUUUUACUGUACAUACUGUAUCUAUUGGGACAGUUUACAAAGAGAGCUAUAUGAAGAAUAAUAUAAAUACUUUCAAUUUAUAAAUGCAAAAAGAGGAUUCUUUUAUGUACAGUCAAUGCUUAGAUCUCUAACGGGAUGCCUCGAUAUCGUGGAUGAUACGCUGUUGGUUUAAGUGUUCGGUGGAUCUGUCAUGGAGUUGUGAGCUUCUCGUUGAAAGCAUGUUAAACACAUUUUACGUCACCACGAACUGGUUUCACAAAUACAUUUUCACUAAAGUAAAGGCAGUGCUUUCAUUUAGCUAACUGAGUUUGGUUCGUGGUUUUCAUUUGUCAGGUUAAUGUCAGUUGGGAGUAUUAAAUCUUACAUGUGACACAGUCCACAUACAGCAGCAAACUUAUGUUUUCAAAAGAUUACUGUUGAGGAAAUGUUAAAAUUACUAUUCAGAAGCAUUUAAGUGAAAUAUAAAGUGAAGAACUGACAAACCCGUAGGAUAGCAUGGCACAUAUCCGUAUGUUAUGGCAGUGCUCAGUUCUGAAGCCAGGACGUUAAAGACGGGACGACAAAGUAAGCCUUAAGAAUGAAUAUCUGUCUGUUCAAUAUUUAUAUUUCUGUUCGAGCCCAUCUGUCCAGUGUUACUGAUGGUAGUGAAAACUAGAAUAUAUUGUUAAAACAUCAUGUAAGUAUAUUGUUCAUUUGAGAAAGAUGAAUAAAGCAUGAGCUUUUCCAUAAUCAUACAUGCAAAAAGUUAUUUUGUUGAUGAGACACAUUUUAUAUCCCACAACAGUGCAGCUGCUUAGACAGGAGUGUAUUUGUUAUGAUUGACAAUGUAAAAAAUAUUUAUAACCAUACUGAUCUGAAAGCUUUAAUAUUACAUUUUACAGAAUAAUCCUCCAUGUUGUUGAUUGUUAAUAAUAAACAAUAUUUAACAAGAUCUUUCGAGUACAUUCUCGUUAUAAUUUGGAUAGUGCUUUGGAAAACAAACCUCAUUAAUUAAACAUUAUUUAUUAAAUAUGUACCUGUUUGCGCAAUGUAACAUAUCUAAAGUACAGUAUUGGAUGAUGGUGAGCUGUCAAGGAAGUUUGAUCAUAAAGUAUUUUAAAAUGUAUUCUACGUCCUCAAUGUGUCUAUCAUAAUACACAGCAGGUUAAGUGACUAUGAAAUUAUAUGUACGUCAUUAUGUACCUGCAUGUUGUGCCAUCUUUGCAAAGAUAAAUUGUCACGAACAUCAGUGUUUAGUUUGCGAAAAGGGUUUUAUGACAUGUUUAGAUGUUACAACACUUAAAACAUUUCGUUCAAAUCAGACAACUGUGUGUUCCCUAGUUUGCUUUUUUUAUUUCUCCAUCAUUGCUGUCAAA
Molecule: messenger RNA, 2833 nt
Organism: Notothenia coriiceps (black rockcod)
Lineage: Eukaryota; Metazoa; Chordata; Actinopteri; Perciformes; Nototheniidae
Gene: dcun1d2a
Product: DCN1, defective in cullin neddylation 1, domain containing 2a
Exons: 7
Coding region: 254-988 (244 amino acids)
Biological process (GO): protein neddylation
Cellular component (GO): ubiquitin ligase complex
Molecular function (GO): cullin family protein binding; ubiquitin conjugating enzyme binding; ubiquitin-like protein binding
Source: RefSeq, a predicted model, not a curated record